AUGGGCAAGAUGGACAAUACCUCUGUGGAGCUGAGCUCUCCCUCCGAAGUGAAGCAGGCAGCCCUGGAGGAGUCAGAGCCCAUCUCCCCCGAGGCCGUGAGCACCAAGAAGAAGAAGAAGAAGGAAAUCCCAGACAGAGGAUCCUGGAAGGGGAGAUUUGACUUCUUGCUGUCCUGCGUGGGCUAUGCUAUCGGGCUGGGCAACGUCUGGCGCUUCCCGUAUCUCUGCGGCAAGAACGGAGGAGGGGCCUUCCUCAUCCCCUAUUUCCUGACGCUGGUGUUUGCUGGGAUUCCUCUCUUCCUGCUGGAAACCGCUCUGGGCCAGUAUACCUCUGUCGGUGGACUGGGAGUCUGGAAAUUAGCACCCAUGUUUAAAGGAGUGGGACUGGCAGCGGUGGUUCUCUCCUUCUGGCUGAACAUCUACUACAUUGUCAUCAUUGCCUGGGCUCUCUACUAUCUCUUCAACUCUUUCACUGCGGACCUGCCGUGGCAGAGCUGCGGGAACGCCUGGAACACCGACCGCUGCUUCUCCAACUACUCCCUGAGCGACACCACCAACCUCACCAGCGCCGUCACCGAGUUCUGGGAGAGGAACAUGCACCAGAUGUCCGGGGGUCUGGGGGAACCCGGCACUGUCCGCUGGCCCCUGGCCGGCACACUGGCCCUGGCCUGGCUGCUGGUCUACUUCUCCAUCUGGAAGGGCGUGGAGUGGACGGGCAAGGUGGUGUAUUUCUCGGCCACCUACCCCUACUUCAUGCUUUUCAUCCUCUUCUUCCGUGGAGUGACGCUGCCGGGAGCCAAGGAGGGGAUCCUCUUCUACCUCACACCUGACUUCAGAAAGCUCUCUGACUCUGAGGUCUGGAUGGACGCAGCCACACAGAUCUUCUUCUCUUAUGGCCUGGGGCUGGGGUCUCUGAUCGCUCUGGGGAGCUACAACACUUUCCACAACAACGUCUACAGAGACUCCAUUAUUGUCUGCUGUAUAAACUCCACCACAAGCAUAUUUGCCGGAUUUGUUAUUUUCUCUAUUGUUGGCUUCAUGUCGCACAUCACGAAGAAGUCUAUCUCAGAGCUGGCAUCCUCAGGCCCUGGACUGGCUUUCCUCGCCUACCCGCAGGUCGUCACACAGCUGCCCCUGUCCCCGCUCUGGUCGAUCCUCUUCUUCUCCAUGCUGAUGAUGUUGGGUCUGGAUAGUCAGUUCUGCACCGUGGAAGGGUUCAUUACAGCCCUGAUGGAUGAGUAUCCUCAUCUCCUGAGAGCCAGGAAGAAGGUCUUCAUUGCAGUAGUCUGUUUCAUCUCUUAUCUUAUUGGAUUCUCCAACAUCACCCAGGGUGGCAUUUAUGUCUUCAAGCUGUUUGAUUACUACUCAGCCAGUGGCAUGUGUCUUCUCUUUCUUGUCUUCUUUGAGACCAUCUCAAUUUCUUGGUGUUACGGUGUGAACAGAUUUUACAGGAACAUUGAAGAAAUGAUUGGCUACAAACCUUGCAUAUGGUGGAAGAUUUGCUGGGCCUUCUUCACUCCUCUUGUCUGCCUGGGUGUGUUCUUCUUCAGUGUGGUGGAAAUGACCCCUUUGACACUAGGAAAGUACAUCUAUCCUGCGUGGGGACAAGGCAUUGGUUGGCUUAUGGCUCUGUCCUCCAUGGUACUGAUUCCAGGAUACAUGCUGUACUGUUUCUUCACCUCAACGGGGACUCUCCGGCAGCGCUUGCAGCAGAUGACACAGCCCAAGCCAGAGGUGCACGCUCAGAACAAUGGCCUCCAGCCGAAGACAUCCUUGAAUGGGAGGAUCUCGGAUGCUGCCGUCUAG
Balearica regulorum gibbericeps (East African grey crowned-crane) is the source of this 1806-nucleotide messenger RNA. Its product is annotated as sodium- and chloride-dependent GABA transporter 1. NCBI's taxonomy places the organism in Eukaryota, Metazoa, Chordata, Aves, Gruiformes, Gruidae. Gene Ontology annotation, biological process: sodium ion transmembrane transport; amino acid transport; nitrogen compound transport. The record is from RefSeq and is a predicted model, not a curated record. Gene Ontology annotation, cellular component: plasma membrane. Gene Ontology annotation, molecular function: gamma-aminobutyric acid:sodium:chloride symporter activity.